Messenger RNA from Sphaeroforma arctica JP610, 1264 nucleotides. RefSeq lists its product as hypothetical. Gene Ontology annotation, biological process: mRNA splicing, via spliceosome. The record is from RefSeq and is a predicted model, not a curated record. The coding region runs from base 239 to 1162 and encodes 307 amino acids. Gene Ontology annotation, molecular function: RNA binding. Lineage: Eukaryota; Ichthyosporea; Ichthyophonida. The transcript has 5 exons. Gene Ontology annotation, cellular component: nucleoplasm; cytoplasm; ASAP complex.
UCGUAUUUAUUACAGGCAGAAACAGUGGUAAAUAGUUGGGUGUGUACUAUACCCUGAAGGCAGCGCUUACGUGGUAUAUUGUCUAUACACUGUGUACAUCCAGCUGUACAACCAUACAUAGUAGUGCCAUACACUAACUGUAUAUUUCGAGUACCAAUACCUCAGACUCCGACUUUUGAUUAUCAUUACAGUCCAUAAUUUACAUUUCAGUACAAAUAGUACAUUACUUUCAAUCAAUAUGGCGCGAACCAGUCGCGGUAGGAGCCGUAGUGUGAGCAGUCGCCGUCGUAGUCGCAGUCACAGUCGCAGACGUACGGCUAGGUCAGGCUCUUCGCGUUCGUCGAACUCUUCCGGUUCAUCCUGGUCAUCUAGGUCUUCACGGUCGAGCAGUCGGUCAAGAUCUGGUUCCAGUUCCAGUUCCAGUUCAAGGUCAAGAUCACGAUCGCGUUCAAGGCGUCGAUCACGCGCACGCUCUAUCUCGCCAGUGAAGAAAAUCGAAAUCAGCAACAUUACUACAAACGUAACGAAGGAUCAUAUGAGUGAGAUUUUCAGUAAAUACGGGAAGAUUGUAGAGCUGGAUUACGCAGUGAGUGAAAGGACUGGAUUUUAUACGGGGACUGCUAAUAUUGAGUAUGAAACAGCCGAAGCGGCUUCAGAAGCCUUGAUACACUUGAACGGAGGGCAAAUCGAUGGGCAAGCCAUUACCAUCAAACUAGUGGUUCCUGCACCUGUCAGGAGAUCGCGGUCGCCAUACCGUGCACCAGCAUACGCUCGUGGUGGUCGCAGAGUUGGGUACGGCGGUCCCGUUGGGAGGUAUGGUGGUGGGGGUGGUGGAUACAGGGGACGAGCCCGCAAUGGCUACGAGGGCUAUCGUGGUAGUAGAGGCUAUGCAGGCGGAUACAGACGGCGAUCCAGAUCCAGAUCACUGGCACGAUUUGGAAGGCGAAGAUCGCCAUCGCGCAGUUACAGCCGCAGCCGCAGUCGAGGUCGUAGUCGUAGCCGAAGUCGCAGUCGCAACCGUGGUAAUAGGAGACGCUCUCGUUCAAGCAGUGGAUCUAGAUCUAGAUCUAGAUCGAGUAGAUCCCGAUCGAACAGCUCGAGUUCGCGCUCACGAUCGAAGUCUAAGUCCAAGUCGAGGUCAUCCGAGAAAGCGAAAUUGUGAUUAAGUCCAACUAUACUAGACAUCGCAAUGCAUGGCAAAAGCCACGAGUAGAUAUGUACCUUAGAUAUUCCCACUUACAGUAAAGUCUGGUUCUGAUUGACA